AUGUCGCAAGGGCUCAGAGUCACCCUGUACGUACAACAGUACUCUACCAUGCGUCUACACAGCGGCAGUACUCACUCCCCUCCCCUCUCGUUCCUCCUCCACCGCGUGUCGUCGUCAUCCACUUCUCGAACCUCGCAGUCACCCGCUGCCGCUGCUCAACGUCUCGGAGCACCUCACCCGUGUCAGCUGGCAGCAGAAUGACCCCAAUGUCCGAGGUAAGCACACAUGAUCGUACACCUACCGGCAGCCGGCAGGGUACUUACUGAUCGGCUCCCUCACCGUUCCCUCGCCCCCACUUGUGCUCCCCCUCCUCCCCCCCCACAGUCGUUGGAGCCUUGUUGGGCACUCAAGUAGGACGCGAUCUCGAAAUAAUCAACUCGUUCGAGAUCGUAUGUCUACCUUCCGAGGACAAGCCCGGCCAUCUCCUCGUCGACCACGAAUACUUUGUCACCAGGAGGGAUCAGUGUCAGUCACCGACUCGACGAGCACGAGGGAGAGGUAGAGGUGCACGAAUGCUGAUCGGCCUGUGACAUACCUCACAGUCAAGCAAGUUUUCCCGACAUUGGAUGUGCUGGGAUGGUACAGCGUCGGCACCGAACCCACAGAACAGGACAUUGCUCUCCACCGUCAAGUAAGCUGCCGAAAUCAGCUUCGCAGCUCCAUGUGAACACCAGCAUGCUCAUCCCGUACCGUGCUCAUCCCUACAGUUCCUCGAAUACAACGAGAACCCUCUCUUCCUCCAACUCGAUCGCUCCAACGCCGCCACGGCCAACUCGAAACAACUCCCCGCGACCAUCUACGAAUCCAUCGUCGAACUCGGCCAAGGCGACCAAUUGGCCAAGACCGUCUUGGUCCCUACGCCGUACGAGAUCGAGACCGGUGAAGCUGAACGAGUCGCGGUGGAUCAUGUCGCGAAAUCGUCUGAUUCGGAGGCGGCGGGCGCCAAUUCGAGUCGUGAGUGCUGUCCCCUCCACCGCCCAAGAGUUCUCGCUACCGAAAGCCGGAACUGAUGAUCGUCCUGACGGUACCAACAGUCGUGGCUUCGUUGACAACCCAACGCAACGCCGUCAAAAUGUUGCACGACCGCAUCCGUACCAUCGUGUCCUACCUUGAAGCCGUCCAACAAGGCACCGCACCGAGGGACGACGAAACGUUGCGUCAGAUCUCGGCGUUGCUGACGAGGUUGCAACCCAAGACGACGGCCAAGGCCGAUGCUCGAGAAGGAGAGGAUAAAGGUGGAGAGAUGGAUCUGCUUGAUGAUGGGUACGAGGAAGAGUUCAUGACCGAGUUCAACGACGUCAUGUUGACGACCUAUUUGGCCGCGAUGACGAAGGGCUUGUACUCGGCGAACGAUGUGAGUUAAUCCUGGCCCAUAAUGAAGCACGAAGUCCUCGCUGAUAUCGUCUGCAUUUCAUAUCCACAGCUUCUGGACAAACAACUCGUGCUCCUCUCGGGAUCGAAUGUCAAUGCUGGGGAGGAAGGAGGUCUCAUGGGUGGUGGUGCGAGGACAAGAGGUGGAGGACCUGGAGGAGACAAGAGCUCUCAAGGACCCUCGGGCCGUGCGCAUCCUCGAAGAGGGCUGUCUUCUAUGGCCUGA
Messenger RNA from Microbotryum saponariae, 1597 nucleotides. NCBI's taxonomy places the organism in Eukaryota, Fungi, Basidiomycota, Microbotryomycetes, Microbotryales, Microbotryaceae. The record is from the annotation of a GenBank genome assembly.